AAUGAGAACACGUGAAGAUUUAUUCAGUUUCUCUCUCUCAGUCUCUUCUCAAAUGCGCUACCUUUCUCACAUGUCUCUCUUUCUACUUCGACUAAAAAAACAACCAUAGAAAUCAAAGAAAAGAAAAUGCUUCACUGAAAAUGAAAUUCCCACACAAAAUCUCAACCUUUCCACACUGCAAUCGUGAAACUUCAACCAGAUUUAACCAAAACGUAACUACAAUCAUGAAUCAUUUAAAUUCUUUUCGAACCCUAAACUUUCAGAUCGAAAAAAUCCACCGUGCCGGUUUCUCUCAGGCCACCGCGAGCUUCAUCUCCUCCAAGGAUGCUUGCUCGGCUGGUUUUGAACAACGUACAUUAUUCACUCAGCAGGUUCUGGCCAAGGCAUUGAAUCAGAUGUUAGUAGCUUAUAGAUUCUACACUUGGAAUGUUACCUAUGGAGAUAUCUAUCCUCUUAGAGUUAAACAACAGGGUAUAUUGAUAAAUGGACAGUUUCCAGGACCUCAGAUUGAAGCUGUCACUAAUGAUAACUUGAUUAUCAAUGUUUUCAAUAGCUCGGAUCAACCUUUUCUGUUUUCUUGGAAUGGAGUAGAGCAGAGAAGAAAUUCAUGGCAAGAUGGAGUAUAUGGAACAAACUGUCCAAUUCCACCAGGAAAGAACUUCACUUAUGUUCUUCAAGUAAAAGAUUAGAUUGGUAGCUUCUUUUACUUUCUCUCCCUUGAAUUUCACAAGGCUGCAGGUGGUUAUGGUGGCAUCAAAAUUAACAGCCGUCCUAUGAUUCCGGUACCGUUUCCUCCUCCGGCAAAUGAUUUCACCGUAUUGACCGGAGAUUGGUACAGCAGAAAUCACACAGAUCUUAAGGCCAUUCUAGACAAUGGAAGUGACCUUCCUUUUCCUGAUGGACUUGUCAUCAAUGGUCAUGGUUCUAAUGCUUUCACAUUCAAUGUAGAUCAAGGAAGUGUCACCGUUAACAUCAGGUAGAUUAUCUCAUAGCAGUGAUGGGGGGCUUUAUACCUAUGGAAACAGUGGUGAAAGGUAAGUCUGCAUAUCUUUUUGUUAUUUGGUGUGCCUUGGAAAAAGAGUGCGAGCGUUUGUACUUUCUAGACUCUUAAAUUCCUAAGUUAAUAAUUUAGACAUUGGUCUAUACUUCUUAUCAUGUAUACAUAGAUUUUGAUGUGAAAAUAUUUUAACCUCUCAAAGGUGACUUUGAGUUCAUCAUGGAUGAAAGUAAAGUCGGUGAUUGCAUUUGGAUUAUUAUAGAAAAUACCUGCGGAUUUACCUGCGGAAAUUUCCUGCGGAUUUACCUGCGGAAAUUUCCUGCGGAUUUAUCUGCGGAAAUUUCCUGCGGAUUUACCUGCGGAAUUUCCUGCGGAACUUCCUGCCAAAAUUAUUACCCACGAAGGUUUUAGCUGGGGACCUAAAGCCGCAGGAAAAACCGCAGGAAACGUGUUUCCUGUGGAAAUUUAACUGAAAUCCGCAGGAAAAUGGAGUAUUUCUAGUAGUGUAAAAUUAAUUUCAAUAUUUGGAGUUUA
Vicia villosa (hairy vetch) is the source of this 1531-nucleotide messenger RNA. RefSeq names its product L-ascorbate oxidase homolog. The coding region runs from base 141 to 689 and encodes 182 amino acids. NCBI's taxonomy places the organism in Eukaryota, Viridiplantae, Streptophyta, Magnoliopsida, Fabales, Fabaceae. The record is from RefSeq and is a predicted model, not a curated record. Gene Ontology annotation, molecular function: copper ion binding; oxidoreductase activity. The transcript is spliced from 6 exons.